Strongylocentrotus purpuratus (purple sea urchin) is the source of this 1249-nucleotide messenger RNA. Its product is annotated as aqualysin-1-like. The coding region runs from base 50 to 1192 and encodes 380 amino acids. The record is from RefSeq and is a predicted model, not a curated record. Gene Ontology annotation, molecular function: serine-type endopeptidase activity. Gene Ontology annotation, biological process: proteolysis. NCBI's taxonomy places the organism in Eukaryota, Metazoa, Echinodermata, Echinoidea, Camarodonta, Strongylocentrotidae. The transcript is spliced from 8 exons.
AUGGUAUUCUGUUUGUUGCAGCACGGUUUAUUGAUAAACUAUCACCACCAUGAAGUUCGUUAUCGCUACCAUUCUGUUGGCAGCAACUGUAGCUGCAAUACCAACCCUGAAAGAGCGACUUGCAACCAUCGAGGAUCGGUAUAUCGUAGUCUUUGAGGACACUGUCGAUGUCGACGCGCUCGUCUCCAACCUCGAAGUCGACGUCGCUUCGGUGGCCGGCGAGUUCGAAAUCACUCGUACAUUCUACACGGCGCUAAAAGGCAUUGCUGUCAAACUUGAUGAAAGAGCUCUGAAACUGCUGAGAGUAGCACGAGGUGUUAAAUACAUCGAGAGCGAUGCUAUCGCCCGGGUCGAUGCCGCCACCGAGUCAUGGGGUCUGGACAGGGUCGAUCAGAGAGACCUGCCUCUAGAUCAAUCGUUCGAAAUGCAAGGGGACGGUGCUGGCGUGACUGUCUAUGUCUUGGAUACCGGCAUCAGGGAGACGCAUGAAGACUUCGACGGAGGGAGGGCCAGGAGAGACCCAAUGGACUUUGUAGACGACGGUUGGAAUGGAGCAGACUGCCAUGGUCACGGCACUCACUGUGCAGGAACGGCAGCGGGCGGUAUUCACGGUAUUGCUCGUGGAGCCAACAUUGUUUCUAUUCGGCUUUUCGACUGUGGUGGUUUUGGAUCGGCGUCGGAUAUUGUCUCAGCCAUCGAUUAUACAACUGCUACUGCUCAGCGUCCCGCUGUGAUGUCCAUGUCGUUCGGUGUAGUAAGACGAAACGCGAUCGACGAUGCGAUUGAAGCGGCCAGUAACAGCCAGAUCAUUCCCGUAGCCGCGGCGGGUAACAGCGACAAUGAUGCCUGCACCUUUUCGCCAGCGGGGUCUCCAAAAUCCUUCACCGUUGCAGCAUCGGACAUCAACGACAACCGGGCCUAUUUCUCCAGCUUCGGAAGCUGCGUCCAACUCUUUGCUCCCGGUGUCGACAUCACCAGCGCUUCUCCUGCUAGCGAUGUAGCCACGGCUACCUGGAGCGGAACCAGCAUGGCCUGUCCUCACGUCGCUGGUGUAGCGGCCGUCCAUCUUGGUAACGGGGUCGCGCCUGAAGACAUCCGAGACCGUCUUGUGAACGACGCAUCCGUCAACAAGAUCUACGAUUCCGAAGACGGAACCCCAAACAAACUCCUUUACCUCGGUCCCACAAACUGAUACUAGAAUGAUUGUUGAGCCCAGGAUAACAUAUUGAAUUCAUAACAUUGUUAUGAU